UUAAAAAGUUUUCCCAAAAAUUUCGUGUGUUUUCUUUUUGUGAGAGCGCGAUUCAGUCAGUAUGUUUGAGUGCACACGGUGCCGUACACGAAAGGGAACCCUCAGCUCUGAGCCGGAAUUCGAGCUUGUUGGACCGAAAAUUGGCCCAGACGGCCGCCAAAUUAAGGGAGUGUCGGACAUUUGCCACGUCUGUAAAUGCCUCACCUUCUUCGUCCAACUGGGUGCCGAAGAUCGAUCCCGUCGGGUAUCCGUUUUUGAGUUCCAUGGCAUUGCACCGCCGCCACUGCCACCCCGGUCGGUCUCUCAGCGCAGGCAAAGAUUAGAGGAGUCUGGCGACGGGAAGCACCGUCCUUGCCAGCGAAAUAUAUACACCCCGAGGACCCGCAGUAAGUCCAUGGCCUGUGGGACGGUUUCUCACCUUGCCAACUCUUUCAAGAUGUCGCAGCAAGCCUCUUGUGGCUUGUUUUCAACCGAAACUACCGGGCCGAAGAGCUCCGACAUAGUCUCCAACAAAAAGACCAGUGAGGGUUCCUUCCUAAGCAGCCCCAACAUGGACAAAGGAAAGGAUGAGAAGGGGAAGUGGCAGCGAAUGAAGAAGUUGGAGAAGAUUCGACGUCGUUUUGAGGGCUUGGAAGUACUGGAAAGCCCCAAAAAGUCUGAAGAGCCGCCACAGUAAACAGACGAAUUGAGACGAAUUGUCCAAAGAUGCCGACACGGAGCAGAAGUCCCUUGAAAACACUUAAUAUUUCCCAUAAAGUAAAUUUGUAAGAAAUACUCACUACGAGUAUGUAGAUUCAUUAAA
This is a messenger RNA of Drosophila persimilis, 802 nucleotides long. RefSeq lists its product as uncharacterized. The record is from RefSeq and is a predicted model, not a curated record. Lineage: Eukaryota; Metazoa; Arthropoda; Insecta; Diptera; Drosophilidae. The transcript has 2 exons. Bases 62 to 676 code for a protein of 204 amino acids.